This is a messenger RNA of Cercospora beticola, 2237 nucleotides long. RefSeq lists its product as uncharacterized. Lineage: Eukaryota; Fungi; Ascomycota; Dothideomycetes; Mycosphaerellales; Mycosphaerellaceae. The record is from RefSeq and is a predicted model, not a curated record.
GGAAAAUACAGGAUCAUCGCGGUUUUCUGUUAUUUCAAGGUGUUGCCCGGUAUUCUCUUCCAUCCUUUCACUUCAGAGACCUUCCAGCUCCGCGAUCGAAGUCGAUGAGAUCUGAGUUCAACGUGAGUCGUGCUCGUACUCGUCCUGACGUUCAGCGUUGCGAAUAUGAUCGAUUCCAAAUUAGCGUUGAAUGAGGAAGAACAAUGUUGUCGGCAAAAGAGACGUCAAGUUGGCUUCGGCGUCGGCAGAACAGCGGCUUCUCUCCAAACGUUCUCGAACUUGACCAAUUCUUCUUGUCGCCGGAAGCAAAAUUGAACGAAGCCCCAAGCAUAUCCGCAACUUAGAAGAGCACCGUGAUGGUUUGUAAGAUGGCCAGGACGAGAGGCAUCCGGGUCUCGCUGCCUGAUGAGUCCCCGCGCGCCAUCAUUCGAAAGGCCUGAAGUUGAGAGUUCUGGUGUUGCAAAAAGCAGUCCAUCAAGGUCGUCCAUUGCUCUGGUCUCUAACCAACUUUUGCAGCCAACUGCCAGUCAUGCCUAUCCCGACAGAAGUAGUUGGCAGUUUGCCGCGUCCUCAGAAAUUGCAGCGAGCGUACGCCGAUUACGACGCAGGCAAGAUUUCCCAGGAAGAAUUUGAGAAGACCCAAGAUGCAGCUGUACAAGACUCACUCAUACGCAUGGCUGAGACCGGGGAGGCAUUGAUCACUGAUGGCGAGCAACGUGCCAGUUCGUUCGCCACAUAUCCGAUCACUGAUACUCUCGGCGGCACAGGGUUGGCAGAUGGCCUCGCGGGUGGUGGUCAGACUGUGGCCUUCUUCGACGAUGGUCAUUGUCGCCAGCUGCCUCGUCUCGCCCGAGGACCUUUCAGGUACAAGACCUACGCGUACGACAACUUCAAGAAGUCGGCACCAUUCGCCCAAGGCAAGGCAAGGAAGACGGCAGUAGUCUCUCCCAGCAUGAUGUAUCUCUUGUAUCCGCUGAAAGAAGAGGUCGAGGGAUACCCAAGAGAGCGAUUCUUGGAUGACCUCGUCAAUGAAUGCGGGAAAGACAUUCGCGGUUGUUUCGAAGCCGGAGCAAAACGCGUUUCGAUUGACUUCACUGAAGGCCGCCUUACAGCCAAGAAUGACCCACGGAAUCCUUGGACAAAUGAGAACCUCCUUCAAACCUUCGUCGACCUCAACAACCGUGUCCUGGCCCGUUUCAGCCCAGCUGAGCGCCAGCACAUCGGCCUCCACACUUGUCCUGGCGGUGACUGCGAUAGCGCCCAUUCCGCCGAAGUUCCUUACCAUACCCUCCUUCCUUCACUCUUCCAAAUCAAUGCAGGCUACUUCCUCAUACAGCUCUGUUCCGAAAAGGACAAGAUCUCCGUGUACAAACAGAUUGGACAGCAUAUUCGGCAAGACGCCGAUGCUGUGAAGCAAAUAGCGUUCGUCGGAGUGACGAGCCCCCAAAAUCCGAGGGUUGAAACUCCAGAGGAAAUUUGUGCGGAAUUGGUCGAAGCUGCGAAGUGGAUUCCGAAGGAUCAGUUGGGUGCGACAGAUGAUUGCGGUUUUUCACCUUUUUCGAUUGAUCCGAAGCCGAAUUUUGUCAAGGGACCUGAUUAUGCGAGAGAGAUUGCGGUUCAGAAGAUCAAGAAUAGAGUCGAGGGGGCGAGGAUGGCGAGCGAGAAGUUGGGGAUCUGACAUCACGUUCUGGAGGAGCGUGCCGAGUCAGAGAGGACGUGAGGUUGAACUAGCACGGAUAUUUGGGCUGACCUUGAUGGAGUGGCCACAAGCAUGUCCAGUCCCAAAGGUCCCCGGUGCUGGGCAGAAGCAGAGGGUACGAGACACUGUCCGGCUUCGAAUAUGACCACGAAUGGCUUGGAACUGAUCAUUCGGGACCAUACAUGGUCUUGCUGCAAGGCUUCGACGACGGAACAGCAAAUGUUCGUCCGCGGUUCCUGUUGUCAGUAUCGACCAGAGACAUGGCUGCAAUGGAACAGAUGGGGAAUGUGGAAUAUGCACUUCACAAUCUUCUGUUGCCUUCGUCAUCGUCUGCAGUCGCGAAAUGUUGCCUCUGCUGCCGAUUGAGCAGUCGUCCGAAUGGCUUCUCUUGCACCCAGCAUCACCUCAGUUUCUGCCCAUCAAUGCUCUCUCAUGUGCAGCGGGCAAGCGUUGACCCACUACUCCUCCACAUUGGAGAGGUACUAGUUCUCUUGAAUGAGUCGUGCCGUUGAUCUGCAUGUAUAUCCUUCCUCGGCUU